This is a messenger RNA of Fibroporia radiculosa, 2499 nucleotides long. RefSeq lists its product as uncharacterized. Lineage: Eukaryota; Fungi; Basidiomycota; Agaricomycetes; Polyporales; Fibroporiaceae. Gene Ontology annotation, cellular component: cytoplasm. Gene Ontology annotation, molecular function: ubiquitin protein ligase activity. The transcript has a single exon. Gene Ontology annotation, biological process: protein ubiquitination. The record is from RefSeq and is a predicted model, not a curated record. Bases 1 to 2499 code for a protein of 832 amino acids.
AUGGACAACCACCAACGCUCUGGCGGUUUCUUCCAUCAUUUCCUGGACUCCAAUCCACAUAUUGGACAAGCCCUCCAGAACUUGGUUCGUGGUUUGACUCACCAGCCACGACAGCCCGCGAACGAGCCCAGCUUGCCAGAUCAUGAGCUUGACCUAACUGGCAUGCCGCCAUUGGACAUGCCACCACUUGAUACUAUCGCAGGAAGCAGUACUUCCCAGCAGAGGGACAGCGUAGACCGCGAAAUGACUCCUAUAGAGAACAUCACACGGCUUGUAGGCGACAUUUCUCUCAACUCUUCUCAUUCACAGCCUGAUCCCUCACCUCAGGGUCAGGAGCAAGCAAUCGCACAGCCCUCUUCUGCAGUCGUAGCGCGCGAGGAAGCGUCUGGCUACGAGUCGGACAGCUCCAUGCCUUCACUCCAAAGCGUCUCUGACUCAGACGGUGAUGUCGAUAUGCAUGACGGACUUGUGCCCAGGCGAGUUUCGAUGCGCUCUGCUUUACCGUCACAGGCACCGCGGACGCAUUUGCGCAAUGCGCGGCGCGCGCGUGUUGACGACGAUGACGAGGAGAACGAUAUGCGUGAGACGAAUCGCCAGCGCCUACAUUCACCAGGCACAGACGGUGCUCCCGUUCCCCAAGAAAUGCGGACCUCAGCUAAUCAGCAGCAUACUGAUCCUCCUAAUCACCCGCCCCCUCGUUAUGGCGCUCAAUUGAUUUAUACAUUCGACUUUUACUCCCCUCCGUCACCACCUCCCCAUCAACGUCAGGAUGAUGCGCCUCAAGAUGCUGGCGCCGAACCACACGAUCAUCACCAUCACCACCAUCAUCAUCACCAUCAUCAUCGUCAUGAAGGUCAGCAACCAAUAUAUAAUUUCACUUUCCAAAUUCCAGUCCCUGGGACCCGCGGCAACUCUAAUGACACUGGAGAUGGUAUUCCUGUUAUGCCUGAUCUUGAUCAAUUAUUCGGGAUUCCUGUUGGAGAGCAGCCAGGUCAUUUCCCGUUCUUCCCGUUCGGCUUGCAUCGAGAGGAGCAAGAUGAUCCGGAUCGCGCUGAGAAGCUCAUUCGAGGACUUGAAGAGGUUCCAAUGAGUCUCGUUGAACGUAUUGAGCGGAUGGGUGACAACGAAGGAGGCUCGGGCUGUUCCAUAUGUUGGGAGAAGCUUAGUUCGACCGUCGAAGAGUCUGAUGUGGAGAUGCAAUCGCAUGCGGACGGGUCGAACGACAGGGAUUCCGCAAUUGACCCUGGCCAUGCCUCGCAAGCGGGACCAUCUGAGGGGAUCGUGAAAAAUGCGCACCUUCCGAAAGUGGUCGUUCUUCCGUGCUCUCAUGUUUUUCACACGGCCUGUCUAUUCCCUUGGUUUACCAAGCCGCAUCGCACGACGUGCCCCUCGUGUCGAUUUGACAUUGAUCCCGACUCCUUGACUUAUGUACCUCCUUGGCAACGUCGUACUCGCCCCACGCCACAAUCUCAAGAAUCGGUGCAGGUGCCUGGCGAACAACCACAGCCAGCUGAAUUCGCAGUCCCACCUCCUCAGGCUACACCCAUUGCAGAUUUUCCUCCGGGUACACAGCCAGGACCACAUCGGACUCGCAUGCCGAGAUUCCCUUCGUUCCCUCUUGAAUUCAGUUUUGUUAUGCCACUGGGCGCAGGUGGUCAACUGGGACCUGGACUCGUUCCUCAAGGGCAUUUUGCGUCAAAUGCUGCUCCCACUGACCCUCAGGUAAUGCGGAAUAUUCUCGAGCGCAUGUCUAGAUCACCUCCAGCAUCAAACCGUCCGCAACCACCCCAGGAGCAGCCGCAGCCACAAUCUCAAGCUCAAGCUCAAGCUCAAGCUCAAGCUGCUCCUGCUGCAGCUCCAUCGAACGCGCAACUUGGCCACGAGGGACCUAACGUCCUUGGCCCACAAGUUCGCACUGAGUAUAUACGCCCGAAUCAGCACGAGAUCCGAAAUUUCCUGCAGCAAAUACUUGGGUCCCCACCGCGCGGUCCCGGGGUUUUUUUCGGCGGACUUGGCCAUUUUGGUGCUGCUGGUACCGACCCUCUCACUGGCUUCGCUCCGCCUCCGCCUACAACUAAUACAAACGGUCUGCGCUCCCAGAAUCGCACUCGGCCACCUGAGAAGCGGCAAUGGACACCUCCGGCGCCACCUGGCCCAACUUUGCGCCACCGAGUCGAACGCAGAGAGCGUGAGAUGGGCAUGCGGUGUUGGGAUGUGAGCUGCGGACUUGGUCCCUCCGACGAGGAUCCAGUACCCGUCGUGGAUCCAGCGUCCUUGCGCCAGAUUUUCAUCCGGCGGCUAGGUGGAGGAGAUGAGAAGGCGUGCGAGCACGCAUUUCACCCAUCAUGUCUUGUCAGUGCGGAGCGUGUGGCCGGAUGGGGCGGCGAGGACAAAAAGGAGAAGGAGGACGAGGAAGUUGAAGUGUCGUGUCCAUUCUGCCGUUCCGUGGGAGUGAUCUCGCGGACGGACUGGGACGAAGGUGCAUGUGCGCUCGCAUGA